Messenger RNA from Penicillium odoratum, 1233 nucleotides. Its product is annotated as T2 family ribonuclease. NCBI's taxonomy places the organism in Eukaryota, Fungi, Ascomycota, Eurotiomycetes, Eurotiales, Aspergillaceae. Gene Ontology annotation, cellular component: extracellular region. The transcript is spliced from 6 exons. Bases 1 to 1233 code for a protein of 410 amino acids. Gene Ontology annotation, biological process: RNA catabolic process. Gene Ontology annotation, molecular function: RNA binding; ribonuclease T2 activity. The record is from RefSeq and is a predicted model, not a curated record.
AUGUGGGGUACAUCGCAACAGAUCCCGAUCCCGGGGCCCCAGAAGAUCCUCAAAACACUAGGUUCUCUUUGGCUCUCCUCGACGGUGGAUGAAAGACCUCCAGGAAUCUCGCGAUCUUGCCCUCGGUCAGAAGUCAGCUGCCAAGCUAAAUUCGAUGGGCAAGAUACCUGUUGCUUCAACUAUCCGGGCGGCCAGAUGCUGCAGACGCAGUUCUGGGACGCCGACCCCGCAGUCGGUCCCGACGAUUCUUGGACUAUUCACGGGCUUUGGCCUGAUCAUUGCGACGGCGGAUUCGACCAAUUCUGCGAUUCCAGGCGGAAGUACAGCAACAUCUCCUUGAUCUUGGUUGACUCUGGCCGUGGAGACCUGCUUGACUACAUGAGCGAAUACUGGAAGGACUUCCGUGGCGACGACUCUAACCUGUGGCAACAUGAGUGGAAUAAACACGGUACCUGUGUCAGCACCCUCGAGCCGCACUGCUACGAGGACUAUCUCCCACAACAAGAAGUAGUAGACUACUUCGAUAAAGCGGUAGAGAUUUACGAGCAGAGGCCUUCACACAAGUUUCUGGCUGAUGCUGGUAUUGUGCCAUCAAACCGCCAAACUUAUGCUCUUGAGGAUAUUGAAGAAGCGCUGGAGCGUGGACAUGGUGCACCGGUCACCGUUCACUGUCGUCGCGGCGUUUUCAACGAGAUCUGGUACCAUUUCAAUAUUGCCGGUAGUCUGCAGGCUGGAAAGUUCAUUGCUGCGGAUCCUGAUGGUCAGAAAUCAAAUUGCCCCGCUCAGGGUAUCCACUAUCCGCUCAAGCGGCCCCAGAAGGAUCCAUCCAAGACCACCACCACCCAUGGAUCGGAGCCGACGGACCCAGGCACUCCGUUUACUGGCAGAGGAAACUUGUUAGUAUCAACCCUUAACCAGAGACGGGGCUGCAUCAUCAGUUUCGGAACGUGGUAUCAGUCUGGGAGUUGUGCAACUUUCCGGGCGGAGAAGACAUCAGAUGACACAUUCACCCUGAAAUCAAGCAAGGGACUGUGCUCCUUUGACCAGGGUAAACUUAGCUGUGGAAGUCAUGUCCAUACCCCCAGUGACUUUACGACCAAGGAUGGCAAGCUUUCUUAUGAAGGCAAAACAACAUUCUAUGCCGACAAUGCGCCCAAAGGGUGGACGCAAAGCACCGUUUACUCCAAUGCGGAAGGGCACCCGGUUGAAAUUGAGAUUGUGUGGAAGGCAUAG